Molecule: messenger RNA, 1209 nt
Organism: Dimorphilus gyrociliatus
Lineage: Eukaryota; Metazoa; Annelida; Polychaeta; Dinophilidae
Source: the annotation of a GenBank genome assembly
AGGCAUUUUAGAGAUGAAAGUCAGCCCGGAUUGUUCGCCUCGCUCCUCUAUAUGCGAAUCUUUGGACAAUUGUAGUUUAGAAGAGCGUUAUACCGUUCUACAGCAUUUGGGAUGUGGAACAUAUGGAAGAGUCGUUUUGGCAAACUGCAAAAGAACAUCUACGUCAGUUGCGUUAAAAAUAUUGCCAAAGAAGACGACAAAGUUAAAGGACUUUUCCAGGGAAUUUCAGUAUAGCUAUUAUUUGUCGCCUCACAGUAACAUCCUGAAAACAUUCGACGUUGCCUUUCAAACUGAUAGUUCAUUUGUAUUCGCUCAAGAAUACGCCCCAGAAGGUGACCUCUUCGAAGCGAUCGAACCGCAAAAAGGUUUCCGGGAAGAAGUUGUUAAACUAGUCGGAAAACAAAUUGGUUCAGCUCUCGAGUUCAUGCACAGCAAACGUCUAGCACAUAGAGAUGUAAAACCUGAGAACGUUCUAGUCUUCCAGUCUUUCCAAAAGUUUAAACUUGUCGACUUUGGUAUGACAAGACGCAGUUCGACAUGGGUAAGAAAAGUGUCAAACGGAAUUCCAUAUACGCCACCAGAAAUAGCAGAAGCUAUUAAAGGCGAACGCUAUGUCGUCGAUUCAUCCGCAGACGUUUGGGCGUUCGGAGUCUUGCUAUUUUGUGCCAUAACCGGUAACUUUCCAUGGGAAUUAGCCCACUAUUCUGACGUUUUCUACAGAGAAUGGGCUCAAUAUCAACAAAGAAAGACCAACAAAUUGCCAUCACAAUGGAAUAGGUUCGAAUCAAGAGCACUAAGAAUGUUCCGACGUCUCCUAGAGCCAAAAUGCCAGAAAAGAUCAUCAAUACGGGAAAUUUAUAAAUAUUUAGACGAUAAAUGGGUACACCAUCGAGAAGAACCAAUCGAAGUAGUUCUCCAAUCUAUAGAAUCAGAUGUUUCAAAAUCGGCAAAAGAACAAAGAGUCUCAAAUUGGUUGGGCUCAACAUAACAAAACAUCAGAUAUCAAUACAUACAGGAUAGUAUUUUAAUAUCUACAAUAUUAUAUAAUUGAAGAACCAGCUGAAGAGAAAAAGCAUAUCGAAUGAAUUUUAAGACUAUGAAAAAAAAAAGACAAAAAAAAAACAACUUUUCUAAUUACUGCCGUCUUUUUAUCGGUUAACAAGAGAACUUUGUAAAUAGUUAUAAAUACAGUAAAUAUAUAUAUAAACA